AUGGGCACGGAACAAAAUGGUUUGGGAACUGAUAUUCCCGAUUCGGUAUGUGCGUACAACCGGAGUGUCGCCACCCACUUCUUGUACAUUCUACCUGAGAUCAUGUGCUCUUUAUCUGGAAUUGCGUCGGUGGCAGUGCUCACCUAUUCAUUCUUUCUGUACGGGUUCCGAUUACUAUUCCAUCAUAACGCUAAAGUGAGUUACCGUUAUUACACAAAAUCUUCUAGAUUAGAUGAAAUUUAAGGUACUGAUGAUAUUGCUCACAAUAUUCUGUUUGCUUUUUUCAAUGGACAUCACUUUUGUGUGCACUCGGCAAGUUUUCAAAGCGUUGACGUAUACAAACGACUGCGAUUUGGUCUUCACCACCGCCUCUUGUUCGAUUUUCAGAAGAAUUGCAUUGUAAGUCAAAAAAGAGAGAGAGAGAGAGAAAGUUUCCUAAUUAUGUGUACUUCAGAACUUGUUUUGUGGGUGUAACAACAACACAAUUUUCCCAAAUGUUUGAAAGAUUGAUUGCAACGCUUUUAAAGGAGAGAUACGAGUUUCAGACCCAAUGGCUCGGAGGAUUAUUUGUUCUGUUCUCGGUUGGUUUUUAAUAAAUAUUGUUGUCUAAACAACUUGCUUCCAGAUUCUGUCCGCAAUGCUCACAAUAGAAUGGACCCUGUGGAACGAAAAUGCUUCGGAGCCAAUGACUCACUGUCUGACCUAUUCAGCGUCCGUCUCUAUCGGCGAGAGAAUGUUCAUUGUGUUCUAUGGCAUUUUGGCCGUUGAUCUUUGCAUUCUCGUCGUUUUUCUUGGUCUUUACUGGAACAACAAGCAGAAAGUGUUGUGAGUUAUACACCCCACGUUUUGCGGGCGGAAUUUCAACGUUCCCCUCAUUUCAGAUCAGCGGGACUGAACAAAAAGUAUCAGCAACACGAGAACUUGGUGGUUUUACGAGCCCUGUUCCCGAUGGUUGUGCUGAACACGAUAUUUGUGUCCGCUUACAUCUUGCUUGCGGUGAUUGUGAGAGGAUUCCGAAAUUCUAUGACACUGACCAACUACAAAUUAUUUGCCAUCAACACAUUUGUUAGUUCAACCCCCUUUUUCACUUAGAGAUUUUAAAGUCAUGGUCGAAAUAUUUCAGAUUUUCCCCUACGUUUCUCUUCUUCUGUCAGUCACCAUCCUUCUGACCACACGCAGCGAGUUCCGUCGACGGAAACAGAGAAAAGAGGAGACGAAUGGAAAAGUGAAUUCGCAAGCGUAUUUCACCAUGUACAAUUCGCAAUGGAGUACAGUAUCGAGGGAUAAGAAGUAUUGCUGUUAG
Messenger RNA from Caenorhabditis sp. 36 PRJEB53466, 1303 nucleotides. Lineage: Eukaryota; Metazoa; Nematoda; Chromadorea; Rhabditida; Rhabditidae. The record is from the annotation of a GenBank genome assembly.